AUGACUAAUAUACAACCUCCUGAACCAUUUGAUUUUACUGAAAAACGUGAUGCAACAGAAAACUGGAAGUUAUUCAAAUGCCAAUGGAAGAAUUAUGUUACUUUGGCAGAAGCUUUCAGCUCAAAGUCAACAAACUUGUCGAAUAAGAAGAUUCGGCUUGCGCUAUUCCUUUCAGUAAUAGGAGGUAAGGCUGUAAGAUUAAUAAACAAGCUCUUCAAUGAACCAUCUGAUGUGGAUGAAAUUAUCUCAAGACUUGAUGAAUAUUUUCAGGAAGCAAAGAAUGUUACUUACGAACGAUACAAUUUCAAUAGUGCCAAACAAGAUGCUCAAGAAUCAUGCAAGGAUUACAUUAACCGACUUCAUGAACUUGUUGGUAAAUGUGAUUUUGAAGCCUUGGCUAAUCUUUCAAAAAAGGAGAUUGAGGAGCAGCUGAUCUGCGAUCGUUUGGUCGCUGGGAUCGCUAAUGUUCGGUUACGGAAACGGUUAUUGACUAAAUCAGAUUUGAGCUUAAACAAAGCCACACAGUUGUGUAUUGCUGAUGAGCACUCGGAGAGCUUAGCAUUGAAAAUUAAUUCUAGGAACACAGAAGAAGAUUUAGAGGAGAAUAAAGACAAUAGUUUUAGAGUUGAAAGAGACACUAACAUGCGGACUUGCAAAUUUUGUGGCAAGAAUCAUAUUUGGGGUGCCAAGAACUGUGCUGCAUAUGGAAAAGUCUGUAGUAAGUGUAAACAAAAGAAUCAUUUUGCAAAUGUAUGCAAGCAAAAUAUACGCAAGGUUUGUCAUGUUGAAGCGGCUAGUAGACCCAAGGAUGACACAUCCGCAUAUGAAGAUCGUUCGAACUCGGAUGAUGACAUAUACCAUGUCAAAGAAGAAAUACCGAAGAAACGCUUAUUUAUUGAUCUCCCACUCUGCAUGAAAGACAGUGAACCUUUUAUCAAAUGCCAGCUAGACAGUGGAUCAUCAUGCAACGUCAUUGGCUACGAGACGCUAAAGAAGUUAGUGGGAAUCCCAAGAUUGAAGGAGAGCAGUACAAGACUUACUUUCUAUGGUGGUGAAUCUCAGUUUUCCCUUGGAAAAGUCCAGUUGAUUGUUAAGUGGAAAAAUAAGAAACACAAAUUGAUUUUUGAGGUCAUCGAGACACCUCACAAUCCACUACUUGGUGCGCAAGAUUGUAUUAACCUUGGUUUGAUUUUGUUUGAUGAAUUGGUCUAUCAAAUCCAAAGUUGUAAAGUCUCAGAGAAAAUGCUAUCUUCUUUUCCAGAUAUUGGAAAUGGUUUAGGGUGUUUUGAAGGACACUGUGAAUUUAAGCUAGAUACAUCAGUACGUCCGAUUGUCGUUCCUCCACGGCGAUAUCCUGUGGCUCUAAAGAAAGAGAUACAAGAUGAAAUAAAACGUUUGGAAGAUCUGCAAGUGAUAAAAAAAGUGACAGAGCCUACCGAUUGGGUUAGUGCCAUGGUAGUUGUGAAGAAACCAAACAAAUUACGAAUAUGCAUUGAUCCUCAUCAACUCAAUAAAGCAAUAAAACGCCCGAACUACCAAGCACUGACUAUCAAAGAGAUUGCUCCCCAGUUGAGUAAAGCCAAAAUAUUCAGCAAACUAGAUCUCAAAGACGGAUUUUGGCAUGUCAAAUUGACAGAAGAUUCUAGUAAAUUAACAACAUUUUGGACACCGUAUGGAAGAUACCGAUGGUUAAGGCUACCUUUUGGUAUAUUUUCCGCUCCAGAAGAAUUCCAGCGGCGUGUGAAUGAACAGUUUGAAGAUCUGUAA
This is a messenger RNA of Macrosteles quadrilineatus (aster leafhopper), 1767 nucleotides long. RefSeq lists its product as uncharacterized. The transcript has a single exon. The record is from RefSeq and is a predicted model, not a curated record. Bases 1 to 1767 code for a protein of 588 amino acids. NCBI's taxonomy places the organism in Eukaryota, Metazoa, Arthropoda, Insecta, Hemiptera, Cicadellidae.